GAUCGCACGGACGGUUGUCGCAAGCACAAUCCUUUUACGACGCGUACAUCGCGAAAAAAAAAAUAUACACGAAAAAAAAUUAAGAAAAUUUUUAUAUAUUUUUUGCGGAUUUUUCGGGAUAAAUACGUAAAUAUUUUUGGGUUAUUCUGGUCGCGGUUGCAGCGGUUUUACAAAAUAUCUUCGGGUCGUGAAAACAUCUGAAAAUCAUCAUCAUGACAAAAGAAGAGAGUUCAAUCCCCAUCCUGAGGAAGUUUGUCAUCGACUGCUUCAUUGCUAUUGGCCUAACACUAGGCAUAUUUGCGACUUCCCUACUCUGGCAGCCGUUUGAACGAGGCUUCUUCUGCGGAGACCAGAGCCUCAUGUACCCUUACAAGCAUGAUACUGUCACGGUACCCAUGCUGAGGCUCGUCGGAUUGGGCCUGCCUAUAUUAGCCUUCCUAGUAUGCGAGUGGGGACUCCUGCGCAAGAUUGACAGCAGUGACCGAUGCUUGGGCGUGCGCAUACCGGCCUGGGUCCAAGGCUUCUACUGUAGCCUGGCUUCUUUCGGCAUCGGGGCUUGCUUCGUGGAGAUUGCUGUGAACUUCUCCAAGAACAUCAUUGGAAGACCGAGACCUCAUUUCUUGGAUGUAUGCCAGCCCUCAAUAGACUGCAAUUCAGCAGAGUGGCAGAACAAGUACAUCCAGUCCACUGACUACACUUGCAACGGCCCACAGACCGACAGGUUUGAGGACAUGCGCAAGAGUUUCCUCAGUGGACACUCCGCUUGGGCGGCUUACUGCAUGAUUUAUUUAGCUCUAUACCUAGAAGGGCGCAUGACGUGGUCGGGUACCCGCACUCUGCGCCACGCUCUACAGUUCGGAGCAUUCCUGCUGAGCUGGUUCACUGCACUAUCCAGGGUCACAGACUUUAAGCAUCAUUGGAGCGAUGUGCUCGCUGGAUACUUCUUGGGAAGCGUAUUUGCUGUUGUUAUGUGGCGGUGGGGCACGGAUGUCGUUCUGAAGAAGAAGAACAGCAGCUCGUUGCCUUUCGAGACGGUCACCAGCCAGGCGGUGCCCACACAGCAUUGAAUAACAGUUUUACUUAACUAAGUUAUAGGCUGUGUCUUCAUGACUUUGUUGCCUUAGAGAACAGCAAGCUGCAAUCUUUUGGCCAAUAUUUGGGCUCACUAAUGUGUACCUAGUAUGAAAAUGAAUACCUAGUAGAUUAUUUCAAAGAUCAGUCUGUAUCAGACCGACUAAAAACACUGGUUGAAAUCAAGAUUUUCUUAAAAAAAAAUUGACAACAAUCGGGUUAGUCAUAAAAGUGGUAUUUGUUUCUGGUAACAAGAAAAGUGUAUAACGAAUUUUACACGACAUAAGAAUAAAUAUAACUAAGUAUAUCUCAUUAACAUUUACAGAAAAAAACGCAUUACUUUUGUUUUUAAAAAUGAUCUUUUUAUGACAAAAUAUUUUUCACGAUUGUUGCAAAUCGUGAAAUCGUAAAAUCUUGUAUGUGAAUGUUAUUGUGUCUGUCUGAAUAUAUUAAAAUGAUGAAAUUCUGAAGAGGAAUAUUAUCAAUUUAACUAAGAUUUCCUCACUACUUUUAUCUUUAAUCUAUUCAGAUAUCGAAUUUAUCCAAUUUGACUUUCCACUGUAAGGCAACAAGCGUGAAGAUAUAGUCAUUAGUUCUGUUAAUAACUUGUUAUUUAAUUUAAGAAGGCUGUGUACUUUACGUUGUAUCAACGUCUAGUUUGUUAGAAAUUGAAUAUUUAAUGUGAUAUAUUAUUAUUUUUAAGUUAAUUGAUGAAUGAUAUUUAAUAAAAUCUCAUAAUUAUA
Molecule: messenger RNA, 1814 nt
Organism: Helicoverpa armigera (cotton bollworm)
Lineage: Eukaryota; Metazoa; Arthropoda; Insecta; Lepidoptera; Noctuidae
Product: putative phosphatidate phosphatase
Exons: 6
Coding region: 213-1067 (284 amino acids)
Biological process (GO): signal transduction; phospholipid dephosphorylation; phospholipid metabolic process
Cellular component (GO): plasma membrane
Molecular function (GO): phosphatidate phosphatase activity
Source: RefSeq, a predicted model, not a curated record